AUGCCAACUUCUCCUGCAAGAAUGGAUCGCGAGACCCCAGAAAACUGAGGAAAGUAGACCGAGCCCAAAACGAAAUCGAAUCGAGAGGAAAAAAAGGAGGAGCACGCGCCGCCGCCAGGCCACAGCACAUCGCCAUGGCCGCCUCCUCCCGCCGCGCGUCGCAGCUGCUGGGGUCCGCCGCCUCCCGCCUCAUCCACGCGCGGGGAUACGCGGCCGCACCCUCGCCGGCGGUGUUCGUCGACAAGAGCACCCGCGUGAUCUGCCAGGGCAUCACCGGCAAGAACGGCACCUUCCACACCGAGCAGGCCAUCGAGUACGGCACCAACAUGGUUGGUGGAGUUACUCCUAAGAAAGGUGGAACUGAACACUUAGGCCUUCCAGUUUUCAACUCAGUAGCGGAAGCUAAGGCCGAGACAAAGGCGAAUGCAUCUGUUAUAUAUGUUCCUCCACCAUUUGCUGCUGCAGCAAUAAUGGAGGCAAUGGAAGCAGAGCUUGACCUUGUUGUCUGCAUUACUGAAGGGAUUCCUCAGCAUGACAUGGUGAAAGUGAAGGCUGCUUUGAACAGGCAAUCAAAAACCCGAUUGAUUGGGCCAAACUGCCCUGGUAUAAUUAAGCCUGGUGAAUGUAAGAUUGGAAUCAUGCCAGGUUACAUCCACAAGCCAGGGCGCAUUGGAAUAGUAUCUCGUUCUGGUACCUUGACAUAUGAAGCGGUGUUUCAAACAACAGCCGUGGGCUUGGGGCAGUCAACCUGUGUAGGCAUGGGUGGUGACCCCUUUAAUGGCACUAAUUUCGUUGACUGCCUAGAAAAGUUUGUUGCGGAUCCUCAGACAGAAGGUAUUGUUGUCAUUGGAGAAAUUGGAGGUACUGCCGAAGAGGAUGCUGCAGCCUUUAUCCAGGAGAGCAAAACAGAAAAGCCUGUUGUCGCAUUCAUAGCUGGACUUACUGCACCUCCGGGCCGUCGCAUGGGUCAUGCUGGAGCAAUUGUGUCUGGGGGUAAGGGUACCGCCCAAGACAAGAUCAAGGCACUCAGAGAUGCUGGGGUUACUGUUGUUGAGUCACCAGCUAAGAUUGGUUCGACCAUGUUCGAACUUUUCAAGCAGCGUGGAAUGGUAGAGUAGAGAGAAGCAAUGGUACAGAAGAGAAAAAACAUUGGGAAACAUUUUGGCGCUCGUUGGUUAAUAGCGAGCCAUACCUUGAUAGAGCCAUGUUGCCGGCCGCAAGACUGAACUACUCGGUCGUCUUUUUCUUCCCUUCUUUCUUCCCUGUCGUUUGUGUGAAGAUUGGCCUCUUGAGGCUCUUUCAAUGUGCUAAUUUCAAAUGUUCAAUAAGACGAAUUGUUGACACUUGCUUGGAAUUCAUGGCGAUACCCGACCUCUUUCCAGUUUUC
Brachypodium distachyon (stiff brome) is the source of this 1387-nucleotide messenger RNA. RefSeq names its product succinate--CoA ligase [ADP-forming] subunit alpha, mitochondrial. Gene Ontology annotation, molecular function: succinate-CoA ligase (ADP-forming) activity; succinate-CoA ligase (GDP-forming) activity. The transcript has 7 exons. Bases 135 to 1118 code for a protein of 327 amino acids. Gene Ontology annotation, biological process: tricarboxylic acid cycle. Gene Ontology annotation, cellular component: succinate-CoA ligase complex (ADP-forming); mitochondrion. Lineage: Eukaryota; Viridiplantae; Streptophyta; Magnoliopsida; Poales; Poaceae. The record is from RefSeq and is a predicted model, not a curated record.